This is a messenger RNA of Dinoponera quadriceps, 5329 nucleotides long. It is a transcript of the gene RpI1, whose product is annotated as DNA-directed RNA polymerase I subunit RPA1. Gene Ontology annotation, biological process: DNA-templated transcription. NCBI's taxonomy places the organism in Eukaryota, Metazoa, Arthropoda, Insecta, Hymenoptera, Formicidae. The transcript has 6 exons. Gene Ontology annotation, cellular component: RNA polymerase I complex. The record is from RefSeq and is a predicted model, not a curated record. Gene Ontology annotation, molecular function: DNA binding; DNA-directed RNA polymerase activity. The coding region runs from base 144 to 5228 and encodes 1694 amino acids.
AUCCUACGUGCAAAUUCUAUGAAAAACUUCACUCGUUUGGAAAUUAAAAUUUUGUGACAAUUGUUAAGUAUUCUCGUCACAUUGUACUUCCUUUAUUUUCGUAGAAUAUAUUUACAAUUUAUAAUAUCUGGACAAAUAUCGCAAUGAGCAAAUUCAGAAGCAAGCCACGUCAAUUGCCAAAGCAUUUGGAUCCAAAAUAUUUGAUGUUCUCAAUAUUUACAGCAAAUGAUAUAAGAAAUCUAAGUGUAGCGAAAAUUAGGACACCCUUGUCUUUUAACAUCCUUGGACAUCCUCUAAAGGGUGGAUUAUAUGAUCCAUCUUUAGGCCCAUUAAUGGGAAACUCAGAACCAUGUAGCACAUGUGGUGGUAAUAUCCAUACUUGUCCAGGUCACUUUGGGCACAUAGAACUGCCGAUGCCAGUCGUUAACCCAUUAUUCCACAAAAGAUUAUGUAUGUUAAUCAAAUUGUCGUGCUUGUCAUGUUUCGCCUUUCAAAUACCGCCUUACGUCAAAUUGCUAUUAUCCGCAAAAUGGAAGUUACUUUAUCAAGGACAACUGAGUGAUAUUGAUGGUUUGGAUCAGGAAGUAACAUCAGCAGUAGCGGAAAUGCCGAAUGUUUUAGAAGCACAAACUGAAUACUUUCGCGAUUUUAUCGACAAUUACAUGGAAAAUCUCCACAACAGGAAUAGAUUCAGUCCUGAUAUGUCUCACGAGAAUCACAAGGAUCAAAUAAAUACAAAGAACAUCAAUAUGCAGUGGCACAUGUACGUCGAGAACAUACUGAAACAAUAUACCGCCGGGAAAAUAUGCAUCAAUUGUCACGAAGUUAUACCGAGGAUUUCAGUGAUGCAAAAUAAAAUAAUGACAACUAAAUUGAAUAGGGCUAAUCCUUCUAAAGAAAUAGUGUCUAGUACAAUAGUGCAUAAGUUGGAGACAGUGAUGAUCAUGCCGGAUCAGUCGAAAGAAUAUCUCCGCCAAUUGUGGAACAAUGAGAAGGAUUUUCUUAAGUUAAUUAUACCCUGUCUGGAUUUAAUGGACAUAGAAUAUCCCACCGAUAUAUUCUUCCUUGAAGUGAUAUCUGUAUUGCCGCCGAUCGUGCGGCCGGUGAACAUGCUUCACGGUCAAAUGAUUGAGCAUCCGCAAACCCAUGUGUACAAGAACAUCAUGCAAGACUGCCUCAUCUUGAGAAAUAUUAUACAAACUAUCCAAGACGGAGGUACAGAUCAGCUGCCUCAAGAGGGCCGGCUGGUCUUCGAUCAGAUAAGAGGACUCACGGCAAUCGAGAAAUUGCACAAUGCUUGGCAGGGUUUGCAAGUAAACGUAGAUCACCUGAUGGAUCGUGAAAUGGGCAAAACUUCGGAGUCUGCUCACUGUCAAGGCUUGAAACAGAUUAUCGAGAAGAAGGAAGGUAUCAUUAGGAUGCACAUGAUGGGUAAGAGGGUGAAUUUCGCUGCACGCUCGGUCAUUACUCCGGAUCCUAACUUGAAUAUCGACGAGAUCGGUAUCCCUGAGGCUUUCGCUCUCAAACUGACGUAUCCCGUGCCGGUGACACCGUGGAAUGUCGUUGAAUUACGGCGAUUGGUUCUGAACGGACCCGACAUCCAUCCCGGAGCGGUUAUGGUGGAGAACGAGGAUGGGCUGAUACAGGCCAUCAGCAAUAUCGACGCUACCAAGAGAGAAGCUAUCGCGAAGCGCCUCCUAACGGCGAACAGCAGAGCCAACAAGUUUUUCAGCGGCAUCAAGGUGAUACACCGUCACCUGCAGAACGGCGACGUGUUGCUGUUAAACAGGCAGCCGACGCUGCACAAACCGAGUAUAAUGGCGCACAAAGCACGUAUUCUUAAAGGUGAGAAGACCUUGCGUCUUCAUUACGCCAAUUGCAAAGCGUACAACGCGGACUUCGACGGCGACGAGGUGAACGCACAUUUCCCGCAGAACGAACUGGCCAGAAGCGAGGGUUACAACAUAGCCAGUGUGUCGAAUCAGUAUCUCGUGCCGAAAGAUGGAACGCCGUUGAGCGGCCUCAUACAGGAUCACAUGGUGUCCGGUGUGCGAUUAACGUCCAGAGGUAGAUUCUUCUCGAGGGCGGAUUACAUGCAGCUGGUGCAUACCGCGCUGUCGAUGAAACGAGGCAACAUUAUUCUCUUGCCGCCGGCCAUCAUCAAGCCGCGAUCACUAUGGUCGGGCAAGCAAAUUCUAUCGACCGUUAUUAUCAAUAUUAUUCCCGCCGGUAAGGCGCGAAUCAAUUUAACUUCCAACACGAAAAUCAGUUUGAAGGAGUGGCAGGUGAGCGAGUCGCGACGUUGGAAGUGCGGGAAGGAAUUCGAGGAUCCGAAAACCAUGUCGGAGGUGGAAGUUGUAAUUCGCCAUGGCGAGCUGUUGUGCGGUGUGCUCGAUAAAACGCAUUACGGCGCGACCCCCUAUGGUCUCAUUCAUUGUAUCUACGAAUUGUACGGCGGUGUGUGCGCGAGUAAGACGCUGAGCGCAUUCGGCAAGCUCUUCCAAGCAUUCUUACAGUGGGACGGAUUCACGCUCGGCAUCGAGGACAUUCUGAUAACUCGCGAGGCCAACGAGAAACGCAGAAAAAUCGUCGCCGCUAGUAAAUUGAUAGGAGUUGAUAUACAGAAAUCCGUCGUGGAUACAUCCACAGAUGACGUAAGAGACAGAAUGGAGGAAUCCUACUGGAAUAACGCAAAGUUUCGCGCGCAGGUCGAUCGCAAGUACAAAAACGCGCUGGACGUCUACACCAAUGACAUUAACAAAACGUGCUUACCGGCAGGGCUGUCGAAAAAAUUCCCGGACAAUAAUUUGCAACUUAUGGUGCAGUCCGGCGCAAAGGGGUCCGCAGUGAACACCAUGCAGAUAUCGUGUUUGCUGGGGCAGAUCGAGUUGGAAGGUAAAAGGCCGCCGUUGAUGAUCAGCGGGAAGAGUUUGCCGAGUUUCCAGGCGUACGAUCCGACUCCCAGAGCCGGUGGCUUCAUCGUCGGCAGAUUCAUGACCGGCAUCAGGUCUCAGGAAUUCUUCUUCCAUUGUAUGGCGGGUCGCGAGGGUCUCGUCGAUACCGCUGUGAAAACGAGUAGAUCCGGUUAUUUGCAGAGAUGUCUCAUCAAGCAUCUGGAGGGUCUGGUAGUCAAUUACGAUUCGACGGUCAGGGACUCUGACGGCAGCCUGAUUCAGUUCUAUUACGGCGAAGAUGGUCUCGACAUACCUGGCUCGCGUUUCUUGAAGAAGAAACAAAUGCCUUUCCUGGUCGAUAAUAAAGACGCUCUUAUGGACGCGGCGACAUUGGAGAGUCUCAAAGCAGGAUCGAGUAAUAAUGAAAAGAUCGCGAAGAUAACGAAGAAGAUCAAGAAGUGGCGGAUUAAAAACGGUUCACCUUUGGAGAAGAGGAGAAUCAGCGAAUUUAGUAGAUUUUCCUCGGAGAAUGUUAAUCAGAAUAACAAUACGAAGAAAAAUAGCAUUGAGAAGCAUUGCGGAAGGACUAAGGCCGCGCUGACACUUGUGAAAAAAUGGGUGAAAGCGGAUAAGGAGACGAGGAAAAUGUUUCGCGCGCAAUGCGCAAGGUGUCCCGAUCCGAUAAUGUCGAGGUACAGGCAAGAUGUUGAAUUUGGCGUACUGUCAGAACAAUUGGAGGGUUUACUGGAAGAAUAUCUGUCCCGUUCAUCGAAUAUCGCCAGGAAGGACCUGAGGGAUCUGUUAUCCAUGAAAGUUAUGAAAACUAUCUGUCCACCCGGUGAACCAGUCGGUUUGUUAGCGGCGCAAUCUAUAGGCGAGCCGUCCACCCAGAUGACCUUGAAUACGUUCCACUUUGCGGGUCGUGGGGACAUGAACGUGACCUUGGGUAUUCCCAGAUUACGGGAGAUUCUGAUGAUGGCAUCGAAGAAUAUAAAAACUCCGAGCAUGGAGAUACCUUUCAAGAGCAACUUGCAAAAUCUUGCGAAGCAGUCGAAGAAGCUGCGCGUGAAAUUAACAAAGUGCGUUUUAAGUGACGUUCUAAAGACAAUUGCGAUAAGCAGGGAAAUGGAAGAUACAUCGAACAGAAGAUUAGUGCAUACUAUAAGGAUAGAGUUCCUGCCUCACAAAUAUUACAAGGGAGAAUUCUCCGUUUAUCCGCGGUACGUGAUGAAGCGUACCGAGGAAAUUUUCUUUAAGAAUAUAUUUAAGGAAAUUAAAAAAGUCGCCAAAGUAACGGGCAAUUUAUUACAUUUUGAAGAGGAUAAUAAAAAACAGACGAACGACGAGGAUGCAACGUUAGAUCAGACUGAUCCUGACGAAGGAGAAGGUGCGGAAAGAAGAGUAGGUAUGCGGAGAGACUUAGGAGAGAUGCAUGAAUCAUCCGAUGAGGAAGAUGCUGCGGAAGACGCUGAUGCCACGAUGAGUAGAUCGAUAUCGCGUCAUCGAGAGAAUCAGGAAUACGAGGAUCCCGAAGAAGAGGAAAUAGAAAGUGUCAUGAACGAUAAAGACGAAGAGGCAGACGGUAAUAACGCAAAUAAAGCUCCGGGGAACGAGUAUGAUGAAGAUGAUGACGAUUAUGUAACAGAGGAGUUAAAUUACAAGAAAAAUGAUAAACAUAAUACUACAAGAAGAAGUGAAGUCACACAUAUGUAUAAGAAUGCUUUGGAUUAUGAUUAUGAUGAAAAUAAAUUCUCUUGGUGUCAAUUUGUAUUCUGGUUACCGCUUAAGAUGAUAAAAUUAGAUCUGCCAACGAUAAUUAGGAAUGUUGCGAGCAAAACUGUCCUAUGGGAAACCCCGUGUAUCAAGAGAGCCUUUACUUUCCAAAAUAAUGAAGGCGAGACUAUUCUCAAAACAGACGGUUUGAACAUAGUGGAAAUGUUUAAAUAUGAUAAUGUUCUUAAUUUAAACAAAUUGUAUUCGAACGACAUCUACAAUAUUUCUCAAACAUAUGGAAUUGAAGCUGCAAACAGAGUCAUCAUAAAAGAAGUUAGAGACGUCUUCAAAAUGUAUGGUAUCACUGUUGAUUCUAGACAUCUGUCAUUAAUUGCGGACUAUAUGACGUUUGAUGGCACAUUCCAACCGCUCAGUCGUAAAGGAAUGGAGAGUUCUGCCUCGCCAUUACAACAAAUGAGUUUCGAAAGUUCAUUGAACUUUUUGAAAAAUGCGACAUUGGAGGGUAAAAAGGACAGUUUAUUGUCGCCUUCGAGUAGACUUAUGUUGGGACAACCGUGCAAAUCUGGUACCGGAACGUGUUCUCUAUUGGUUAAUAUGUAGGAACCAUCAUCCACUUACCACUAUCCACAGGAGCAAUCAUCCACUUACAUCAUUACAUCUCCGAUAUUUUUAUACUUAUUAUUAUACAUAAAUGUUAUGUA